This is a messenger RNA of Trichobilharzia regenti, 1189 nucleotides long. Lineage: Eukaryota; Metazoa; Platyhelminthes; Trematoda; Strigeidida; Schistosomatidae. The record is from the annotation of a GenBank genome assembly.
CGCGUUUUGAAUAACACGUUACAGCCUGUAUUAUGGCAGAUGUUCUGUCACUCUUGCGAGAGUAUCACCUAAAUGGCAAGCCAAUCGUUGAGACUCAAGCCGAGGUGAUAUUUGGAGACUUUGCCUGGCCUAAAACCACCAAAACCAACUUUUUAGUAUGGGGGUCUGGCAAAGAAGGUACUGCAAAGGACUAUUAUACCCUUGACUGUGUUGUGUAUUUAUUGAAGCACAUUGAUUUGCCACAUACCCAGUAUGUGCGGCAAGCAGCAAGUGCUGGCCUCCCUGUGGUGCGACUUCCCGAUCGACGUGACCUGUUGGCUUACUUGAAGGGUGAAACAAAUACUGCUCCAAAUAUCGACAGAGCCGCUCCAGUUGACAUUUCCUUGCGUCGAGCUGUUGCUAAACAAACAGAUGCACAUUCGCAUAUUCGAAGAGUCCUCAAAAUGAACGUAGCGAGCCGGUUUACUGAUUUGCCGACCACUACGUGUUUGAUAUGGAGGGAGGAUAAGACUUGGUGCCGGUGGAGUGGAAUCGGAUGUUUGAUUAUUUGAUUGCGCAGCUGCCGAUGUAGAUUCGAAGUCGUUGUCGGUGUAUGCGGGUUUGAUUCGAUCAAUGGAAAUAGUCUCUCGUUUUCCAUUCUUGUUCACUGUAAAGUGUUUGUCUGAACGUUUAAUAACUUGAAAGGGUCCUUCGUAUGGAGGUUGCAAUCCUUUUCUGAUGGCGUCGACUCGAAUGAAGACGAAUUUGCAAGUUUGUAGAUGUUUGUUGAUCUGAUCUCGUCGGGGAGAUUGUCGAGGUGCUGUUGGUUGAAGUUGAAGCAUUUGUCUAGUUAAUCGGUUAGUGAAGUCGGCAAUGUUCACGUCUGUGGAAUCGGCUGAGGGGACUAGCUGUCCAGGCAAGGUUAGGUUGGUGCCAUAGACAAGUUGAGCCGGUGUACAUCCUAAAUCUUCUUUGAUAGUAGAACGGAUACCAAGUAAAAUCAAAGGUAAGUAUUCACUCCACUUAGAUGUAUCAUUCUGCGCCAUCAGGGAGCUUUUCAGUUGUCUGUGGAAUCUUUCCACUAGACCAUUCGCUGCCGGAUGAUAGGCUGUUGUGGAGAUAUGUUUCACUCCCAGAAGUCUCGUCAGUUCGCGAAAGAGUGUCGAUUGGAAUUGAGGACCGCGGUCGGAUGUAAUAGUAGUUGGUACAC